AUGCUAACUAGGUUAGAAGAGGACAUAAAAGUUUCUGGUUUGUUAAGGAUUUGUCAUUCCUCAUCAGGUAACUAGCUAGAAACCAGGUUGGUAUCUACCAGUAUAUAUGUUAUCAUAGCAAAGUAGUCACUGGCUUAUUCAUACUUUCUACUUAUACUGUCCAUUUCUGGGAGUUCUUACACUUUCAACUCUUUUUGAGGCAAGUGGAAGAGUUAUUUUUUAACCUUAUUUUAUCUUAAAUGGGUACUAAAAAGUUCGUGUAUUUUAGAAUCUCUACUCUCAAUAUAUUAACUUUUUGUACUCGAUUUGUUAAAAAAAGGGAAUAGUCUUUUUUUAACAGGGUAUAGUUCAUUAGUAUAGUUCAUGACGUAGGCGUGAUAAAGUUAGUGUGUUGAAUGCAGGUGAUUGGAUGAGCUUUGAGUCUGUUCAUGUUUUCACAGAGUUUACAAUCAUGCAAUCCUGUAUGAAGAUACCGCUGGCCACUACGUUAAGCUUACUGCUGUUACUAUUAAUCAACUUUUGUUCUGCAAAUGACAAGAACAGCAGCAAACCACGUGAUAAGGUGAGUUUGUUUAAUAAACGAUUGUUUAAUCGGGAAAUUCUUUUAUGUCAUUUGCUGUGUUAUGAUAAUUGAAAAGUGAAACAACUGAACAGGCUCUUUAGGUAAAAAGAUCAUGAUCAAAUGAUGGCUGACUCAAAAAUUGUCAACGUGUUUCUCUAAAAUGCCACUGUCGCAAUUUUUUCAACUCAAACAUUGGAAAUUCAGCGUUUCUUGGAAUAUUAAAAGAUAUUUAAAGCAAAACAAAUUUGGCCUACAGGACAAUAAUGCAUGUUUCCAUUUAAUAUUCUCUUAGAUUACAUGUCAGCAGACUUCACCUUAUGGUUCCUGUGGUCAUGGUGGGUGUUUCUGUGUACCAGGAAUUCCAGGCAUCCCAGGAAGCCCUGGACCCGCGGGACCAGCAGGUGUUACGGGAUCAUCCGGUAAUCAUGGACCUGAAGGACCCAUGGGCCCACGAGGAAACAAAGGUGAUGAAGGAACCCGUGGAAGACAGGGACCUCCAGGCCCAAACGGUAACAAAGGAAAAGCAGGUCCCCCUGGCCCUAAGGGACCUCAAGGACCCUCAGGUUCAGCUGGUUCCCAUGGAAACAAGGGUGAUACAGGUGCUCGUGGAAGUCAAGGUCCCCCAGGCCCAAAGGGUGAUCCAGGAUCGUUUGGUCGUAAUUGGAAACAAUGCGUUUUUAAGAAGCUGAGUGAUGGAAGGGAUUCUGGAUUGAUAAAGGUAAAGACUCAGUUUACAGUUCAAAAAAUGUGAAGUUACCCUAAAGUAAAUAAGAGAUUGACUAACUUCGGAUUGAAAAUUCGAUUUAUGUCAACUUUAUCAGGAAGAAUGAUUUUUAUUCACUACAGUAGGCUCGGAACUAACCCAUGGCUGCCUUCAAAUAAUAUUUCUUUGUUCAUUAUUUAUAAUUUUGGUCCUAUUUUUUCAGUUUUGGUUGCUGACGUUGUUGAUCUUCAAAUGAUCUAUGAUGUUCCUAUUUAUAUUUUCACAGGAAUGUAUUUUCAAGAAGCUGUCAGACAACACAGCACUGCGUGUCUCCUGGACUGGCGCUCUUCGAAUCUAUAACUGUGACAGCUGCUGCAGUCGAUGGUAUUUCACCUUCAACGGUGCAGAGUGUUCAUCUCCUGCAGCAAUUGAUGGUGGAGUCUACAUGAGGUAUGGAAGUGGCAGCAGACUAAAGGAUUUGCACCGCGUACGUCACAUUGAAGGAGUCUGUGAGAAAAUCCACAAAGGUACAGUGCGCGUUGGAUUCUGGGUCGGCAAAUGUGCCAGUCACAAAUCUGCCGAUGCUAACACAGGCUGGCCCGGAGAGUCCCGGAUGUACGUGGAAGAAAUACCUCCCCCACAGGCUUAAUAACAGCAGAUUCUGAUUUCCUUCUAACUUAAAGCGUGAUUAACAAGCUAUUUAUGGACAAUUUUGGUAUUAGAAAGAAGUUGAAACUGUCAAAAGAAGGGUGAAGGGUUUUAGAAGGUACAUUGUAACACGAAACAAAUGUAAGAAAUCUGCAAAUGCAAAAUAAAGCCACUUUGAAAAGUAC
Messenger RNA from Porites lobata, 2098 nucleotides. NCBI's taxonomy places the organism in Eukaryota, Metazoa, Cnidaria, Anthozoa, Scleractinia, Poritidae. The record is from the annotation of a GenBank genome assembly.